Messenger RNA from Carassius auratus (goldfish), 1222 nucleotides. RefSeq names its product zinc finger protein 253-like. Lineage: Eukaryota; Metazoa; Chordata; Actinopteri; Cypriniformes; Cyprinidae. Gene Ontology annotation, molecular function: DNA-binding transcription factor activity; RNA polymerase II cis-regulatory region sequence-specific DNA binding. Bases 137 to 1000 code for a protein of 287 amino acids. The transcript has a single exon. Gene Ontology annotation, biological process: regulation of transcription by RNA polymerase II. The record is from RefSeq and is a predicted model, not a curated record.
UUGCAGAGUUGAUUGAAAAAAAAACGAGAAGAGCGAAGAAUUGAGUGAAGUUGAGGAGAAAAAUCAUGCUGAAACUGGAGAAAAACCAUUGAGUUGCUCUCAAACCAAACAGAAAGAUUUGAAGAAGAGAAGAGUCAUGAAAUCUUUCACCUGCACUCAGUGUGGAAAGAGAUUUACAAGCAAAUAUAAAUGUGCUGUUCACAUGAGAGUUCACACUGGAGAGAAACUCUUCACAUGUGAUCAAUGUGGGAAGAGCUUCACUCAGUCAUCAACUCUUAAGGAUCAUAUGAACAUCCACACUGGAGAGAAACCGUACACGUGUUCACACUGGGACAGGAGAUUCAGUCAGUCAGGAAUCCUGAAAACACACGAGAGGAUCCACACCGGAGAGAAACCACACACAUGUGAUCAGUGUGGGAAGAGUUUCAAACAAAAAGAGCACCUUAAAGGGCACAUGAGGAUUCACACCAGAGAGAAACCGUACACAUGUGAUCACUGUGGGAAGAGCUUUGGACACGCUGCUAAUCUUAAGGAUCACAUGAACAUCCACACGAGAGAGAAGCUGUACUCAUGUGAUCAAUGUGACAAAACAUUUCUGAGGGCAUCACACGUAAAGAAUCACCUGAGAGUUCAUUCAAAGGAGAUACCAUAUUCAUGUCAUUUGUGUGGACAGAGUUUUUCACGUCUACAUUAUUUUAAAGUACAUCAGAAGACACACGCUGCUGUGAGAGAAGAGUACAUGUGCUUCGACUGUGAGAAGACUUUUACUUCAGCUGAACAUCUGAAACGACACCAGAGGAUCCACGCUGGAGAGAAACCGUACACGUGUUCACACUGUGACAAGAGAUUCACUCGGUCAGGGACUCUGAAAACACACGAGAGGAUCCACACCGGAGAGAAACCGUAUCACUGCACUGCAUGUGGGAAGUGUUUCAAUCGUUCAUCUGCUCUACACAGACAUACAAAGAGCAAUCACCACCAAAUAUUUUCAUACUCUUGAAGAUUUCUUUAGGUCUUGUCUCAGACCCAAUCUCUCUGGUCUCAGCCUUGACUCAGACUCAAAAGAGCUGGUCUCGACUACAACACUGCUGCGUCCUCACCAAAUGAGACACAAUAAUGCAUCAAGCAGUAAAACAUCAUCUGGAGAAUUCUGUCCUAACCAGACAUUACAAGAGACAUGACAAAGAAACAUUAUCUGAAGUUUCACAGUGAAUAAAGUUAA